AUGAGUUGGGUAAAAAAUGCGAUCGCCACGAUUCACUCACAGAAAUGUGAAGUCCUACACCAGACGGUAUAUGGAGGAUAUGGGACGAAGCCAGAUAUCUUCUGGGCAGUGGACCCCAGCGACAUGCCCGAGAAUUUCAGGAAGGAUAUUGAGCAGACUUUGAAGGAAGACAGCAGUAGCUCCAGUACCUGCUUCAUCAUACGUAUUGAGACUUUUCCUGCUUUCGAAGACGAGGCUUUGCGAUCUACAGGAAGCCCCGUGGGGUGCCUCAAUAUCUUCAAAGGCACAGAUCCUGCCAACGUUGAGUACUCUCGCGAGAUCAACAUUUAUGAAGAGCGACCCACUUCGCCGCCAAAUGUGUCGUCUCAGGAACAGCUCCAUGAUGAACAUGGAGCCAUUGCACGAACAAUAAGGAGGUUUUCUCUCGCUGUAGGAUUUGGUGACACACCCAAGGAUCAGAGUCAAGCAAGUUCUGGCCUCCUUCAAGACUCAUCCCUCACUCAUCGAAACCAUUCGCCUUCCCCGGACCGACGUCGCAAGAGCAUCGCUGCUCCUUUGAGGACGAUGUUACCGCGGCCGCAAUGGAGAAGGUUCAGCCAACUGCAUGCCCACACUGAGGCUCUGAAUGCCCUUGAAGGCCGGUCCAAAAUCAGACCUGAAGAAGCAACCCUCACUCCAAAGGAGAUGAACCCGGUGUUCAAACAAUCUCAGGAAGAGGAUAAUUCUGCUCGUGCACCUGAUACUUCCAUGAUAUCCAUAUCACGCUCAGCUCACAAGGCAAAGCCAGCAGCAAUGUCUGGGAUGGAGCAGGUAGUGGCCAGCAAUGAGGGUCUUUCACACGGCUCUCCUGUUGAGCAUGCCUCAGAAGAUGAGGGCGAGCCUACCAUCGAUUCGAUCCUUGCGUCUGAAGAUCUUAAUAUGAGGUCGAUUUACAUUCCUGGAUUGAUGGCCGCAGUCACUCCAAUAGAAGAAGGCCAUGUGUCAUCUACAACGCAGACAAUGCAGCCUAUUAUUGAGGCUCGAACCAGCUCCAGAGCUGCGGCACUGGAGCGACACGGUGUGUCGGUGAGCACAGAUGAACACGAUGAUCACAACGAUGGUAUUGGGCGAGUCGGCGCCGCCAAGGCCUCUUCUGAAGCAGCACAUGCUCUGCCCACGACAGAGGACCAAAAUCUCGUAAAACCCUCUACGGAAGCCCUCAAUCGGGAGAAAGGCAGACUAUUUGAUGCGCCAUCCAGGGAGGAGAAGCUGUCUUCGAACUUUGGGUGCAAUCCCACUGAACCGAGCCAAGCUGUGGAAACCCAGGCUCAGCACCAGCCGAGAUCUCAGGAUCUUAACCAGGUCGAAUCAUCAAUACAUACCGAGCCAACCCAUGCUCAGCGCGACUCGUGGACAACCUCUCAAGUGGAUUCUCAUGCUGAGACCGCGGUAGGCACACGAACAGAAUCUCACAUCGACUCCCAAGCCGAGACCCAGGUUGGCCCCGAAGCUGAGCACCAUGACAAUGUCGAAGACACGCCGCGCAAGCUGAAGAGACAGAGCUUGUGGAUUCUGCAAAUGUUACAAGACGCAGGGGGCGACGGGGCUCGAAGUAUCCAGAUCCACCGCAGGCAAAGUCGCAGAGGAACUUGGGACGGGAAGAUUUAGGGACUGUUCGUCCUGAUGGUACAAGUCAGACACACACAAAACCUAAGCGUGUAUCUGGGAUGCGGAGACUUGGGGCGCGGCUCAGCCAGUGGCUUCAUUGAUGAGUUGCCAGUGUUAGGAUAAAUAAAUUGAUCAACAUCAC
Molecule: messenger RNA, 1789 nt
Organism: Cryphonectria parasitica EP155
Lineage: Eukaryota; Fungi; Ascomycota; Sordariomycetes; Diaporthales; Cryphonectriaceae
Exons: 6
Coding region: 1-1647 (548 amino acids)
Source: RefSeq, a predicted model, not a curated record